AUGGAGCUCUGCCUCGCCGGUCUCUUCUUUAUAGUGAAGGACGAAGAUGGGAGGCUCGCUUGCACGGCGCAGGGCGUGAUCAUGAUUCUGCUAUUCACUUCUAUAGUCCUCUACCAGGUCUGGCUCAACAGAGCUUUUGCACCUCUCUUCCAUUAUCUGCCAAUAGAAGGGAGCGAUUACUUGAAAGAAACGCUGCGCCGGGGUUCAUCCACCCAGGAGCAUCGCGUUGCCGAGUGCAACGUCAAUGACGAGGCCUGCAGCCUGAGCGACAAAGUCACCAGUCGCAGAUACCUUGAGGUGGCCGCUGAUACUGCAGAAUAUUCCGAGCUUCCCACAAGGUUGGAAGACGUGCCUGAAUGUAUGAGAGAUAUGCUCGUCCGCACUGCCUUUGAACACAGAGCCCUACGUGCUCGGCGGCCUACUGUGUGGAUACCUAAGGAUCAUCUUGCGGUAAGCGAUUGGGAGCGCUAUGAUGUAUCGUUACCUAUCUAUGUGGGAUUCGAAAAUUUCGAAUAUCUCCGAAACGCAGCUCAAGCAGACUAA
Messenger RNA from Fusarium vanettenii 77-13-4, 543 nucleotides. RefSeq lists its product as uncharacterized. The transcript is spliced from 2 exons. The coding region runs from base 1 to 543 and encodes 180 amino acids. Lineage: Eukaryota; Fungi; Ascomycota; Sordariomycetes; Hypocreales; Nectriaceae. The record is from RefSeq and is a predicted model, not a curated record.